Molecule: messenger RNA, 624 nt
Organism: Rubroshorea leprosula
Lineage: Eukaryota; Viridiplantae; Streptophyta; Magnoliopsida; Malvales; Dipterocarpaceae
Source: the annotation of a GenBank genome assembly
CGAUGAUGAUGUCUGACUUUGUUGAGGAGCAAGCACACCACACUGAGGUGGUGUCAAAACAAACUGAAGAGUUAGAAAGACAACGCCAACAAAUUAUUAUGAUGCAACAACAGCUGGCCCAGAUGACACAAGCCCAGAAUAAUAUGACAGAAGCCCAGAAUAAUAUGAGCCAGACAAUUGCACAGUCUGUUGCAGCAGCUCUAGCUGCUUAUGGCAUCUCUCCCCAGGCAGGUCAUCAGCCAUUUGCCUCACCACAACCUUCACGUAAUCAGGGCUCAGGUCUUCGCAUGAAUACACCUGUCACCUACUCUACUGAUUCUACACAGACCUCUCCUAUUGUGCCUGAACAUCAGCAUCAGCAGCUUCCACCUCAAGAUGAUGUAUACCGUCCUGUUUUCGAUCCAGACUAUUCAGCUCCUUAGUUUUGUUUUCUGCUUGGUUAUCUGCAUGGUUAUCUGCACACUCUGCAUGGUUAUCUGCACACUCUGCAUGGUUAUCUGCACACUCUGCAUGGUUGCCUUUAUUUCUAUUAGUACUUUUAACUGCUAGCUUUAACUUUUUAUUAGGAUAUCUUUUCAUAUUUUACUUGAUCUCCAGUAAUCAUGCUUGAAGUAUGAACUUUUG